Aureobasidium vineae is the source of this 1557-nucleotide messenger RNA. The record is from the annotation of a GenBank genome assembly. Lineage: Eukaryota; Fungi; Ascomycota; Dothideomycetes; Dothideales; Saccotheciaceae.
AUGGACCACCACGCCCGCAAGGAACCAGACGCCAACAUGACGGACGAAGAAAAAGGACUUCCCGGACCUGGAAAGGAUGCAGAUGUCGAGGUUGCUCAAUCAUGGUCGCUAAAGAAGUUCGCAUCGUUGGGAGUCGAAACUGGAGGCAUUGUUCCUAUUCCGUUGUCUGAGCGAACGAAUACAAGAGUUCAUGGAAUCUUUACGCUAUGGCUUACUAUGAGUGUCAAUUUACUGCCGUAUGUUUACUUGUCGAGACACGUGAACAGGGAUAUGUUGCUAACGGCCAUUAAGANNAUUGUUACUGGUAUGACUGGACCGCUGGGCUAUGGACUUGGACUCAGAGAUUGCUCUUUGAUCAUCCUCUUCUUCAGUAUCUUAUGUACAGUGCCGGUUGGAUAUUUGGCGACAUUGGGACCCAAGACUGGCAUGCGCCAGAUGAUCCAGGCAAGGUUCUCGUUUGGUUACUACCUUGUGUCGGUGCCUGUUAUCCUCAAUCUCGCAACACUUACUGGCUUCUGCGUCAUUGACAGUGUCAUCGGUGGUCAAUCUCUGUCUGCUAUCACCCAUGGCCAUCUGACGCCUGACGUGGGUAUCGUGGUCAUUGCUAUUCUCGCCAUGUUGGUCUGCUUCUGUGGUUUCAAGAUUUUGCACCGCUACGAGCGCUUUGCUUGGAUCCCUGCUCUCAUCGCCAUUGUGAUUGCUACUGGAACUGGAGGCAAGCAUUUGAGCAACCAGGCUGUCCAGCCGAUUCCUGAAGCAGCCACCAUCCUCUCUUUCUCUGCACUCAUCGCUGGAUUCCUCAUUCCAUGGGCAGCGUUGGCUGGAGAUUUUGCUGUCUACAUGGUUCCUGAGGCGUCCAGUGCCAAAGUCUUUGCUUACACGUACGGUGGAUUGUUCUUACCUACAGUACCUCUGAUGGUCCUUGGUGCUGCAAUUGGAGGUGCAUGCCCCAAUGUGCCCUCCUGGCAAGCCGGCUACGAGUCAACUUCGGUCGGUGGAGUGCUAGCAGCCAUGCUCGAACCCGCAGGUGGCUUUGGAAAAUUCGUUGUUGUCCUGCUCGCCUUUUCACUGCUCGGAAACAUCGCAGCGACCAUGUACAGCAUCACGCUCAACUUCCAGCUUCUGCUGCCUUGGAUGGUUAGGGUUCCUCGUUUCUUGUUCGCCAUCGUCAUUACGGCCAUCGUGAUUCCCGUCGCUAUUCGCGCCGCCACCAGCUUCUUCAACAACCUGGAGAACUUCAUUGGUGUUAUUGGGUACUGGGCCUCUGCUUUUGUAGCCGUCGUCGUUAUUGAGCAUGCUUGGUUCAGAAAAUCGGAUUGUUCGGCUUAUUCUCACGAGAAGUGGGAUAAGGCCAGCAUGCUACCUAGCGGUAUCGCGGCUUUGGGAGCUAGUGCUCUGUCUUUUGCUUUGGUCAUCCCCUCGAUGGCGCAAGUGUGGUACACAGGGCCAAUUGCAAAGGUGACUGGCGAUAUUGGGUUUGAAAUGGCUUUUGCGCUUACAGCGUUGCUGUAUGUGCCGCUUCGAUACUUGGAGAUCAGAAUACAGAAGCGAGUGUAG